AGCUAAUGACGCGGACACGGCUGGAACAUGCAAAUCUGCGUGUGAGUCGGAUGUGUUUCGGGUGUAAUGCAGAGACACCGGAUAAAAACGCUCUGGUCCAUCCUCAUCUGACAGCUGCUUCUUCAAGCCUUUGUUGCCAGGGAUACUUCUCCAUGGAGAUGCACUCCCACAUGUAGGGGCGGGCAUUCAGAGAGAGGAGACCCUCAGGUGUAUGGAGCAGCAAGGACUAAAGACGGGCAACGCCUAGCUCGGAGAUAAAAGUCAGCAGAGAAAAGGAUGGGGUAUGACUUGGAGAGGUUUGUGGGCUACGUGAACGAGGGGCUGCUGUGCUGUGUGUGUCGAGACGUGCUGGAGCGGCCCCUCCAGGCGCCCUGUGAACACGCCUUCUGCAGCGCCUGCAUCAGCAGCUGGCUGCUCCAUCACCACACCUGUCCAGAGGAUAGACAGCCACUGGAUGUGGGCGGUCUCAAACCUCUGUACAGGUACAUGCGUAACGAGCUGAACCGUCUGCAGAUCCGUUGUGUGAAUGCAGGACAAGGGUGUGACGCCGUGUGCUCGCUGGAGAGUCUGCAUGCCCACGAGGAUGAGUGCGACUACGCUUUUGUGUCAUGCUCUAACCCCGGUUGUCCCGCACAGGUAGAGAGGCGUGGCUUGGAGGAGCACCUGUCUGAAUGUAGCUUCUGCAGCAGAGAGUGUCCAUACGGCUGCGGCCACACCCUUCUCUCCACCGAGCAGCCGCAUCAUAACUGUGUGGCAGAGUUGCGCACUGAAGUGGAGAUGCUGCGGGUGGAGAUGCUGUGCAAGGUGGAGGAGGUGAGACGGGAGAUGGAGUCUCGGUUGGACUCGCAGAGGAGACACAUGGUGCAGAAAGAGUCGCAGCUGAAGAACGAAGUGGAGGAGGUGAAGGACCAGUUGUCCCGUGUGAUGGCGGACAUGCGUGCGCUUCUUGGAGCAGAGCGCCUAAGGAGACAGGAGUUGGCAGAGGUGGAGCUGGAGAAGCAGGAAUUGUUGGAGCUUCUCAGGGGCCUACACCCUGCCAAGAGUCAGCAGUCUGUGAACCAGGUGGGCAGAGAGCACCUUCAGGAGAGUCCUUAUCAGAGCCCUGCAUGGGAAGCCACCUACAAGUCAUUGAGGCACCAGAAGAGGGAGAUUUCCUUCAAUCUUUCCAGUCCAUCACUUCAAUCACCGUUGGAUGAUUCAACUUAUCCUGCCUCGCCUCAGCUGAGCGAUGGAGCGCGCAGGAGUGGAACCAGGAGUGUGACGCUGGACUGCAUCAAGAGGAAGAGUCGGGAGGUCACAGUCAUCUGACAAGACUGCAAUGAAGAUCAGCCAAAUAAUAAGGACACAUAUGAACGACAAAACCCAAAACCAGUGAAGUUUGCACGUUGUGUAAUUCAUAAAUAAAAACAGAAUACAAUGACUUGCAAAUACUUUUCAACUUAUAUUCAAUUGAAUUGACUGCAAAGACAAGAUAUUUAAUGUUCGAACUGAGAAACUUAAUUUUUUUUGGCUAAUAAUCGGUAACUUAGAAUUUAAUGGCAGCAACACAAAAAUUGGCACAGGGGCAUUUUUACCACUGUGUUACAUGGCCUUUCCUUUUAACAACCCUCUGUAAACGUUUGGGAACUGAGGAGACCAAUUUUUGAAGCUUUUCAGGUGGAAUUCUUUCCCAUUCUUGCUUGAUGUACAGCUUAAGUUGUUCAACAGUACUGGGUCUCCGUUGUGGUAUUUUAGGCUUCAUAUUGCGGCACACAUUUUCAAUGGGAGACAGGUCUGAACUACAGGCAGGCCAGUCUUGUACCCGCACUCUUUUACUAUUAAGCCACACUGUUGUAACACGUGGCUUGGCUUGCUGAAAUAAGCAGGGGCGUCUAUAAAAAAGACAUUGCUUGGAUGGCAACAUAUGUUGCUCCAAAACCUGUAUGGGGAACAAAGUGGUGACCCUCGCCCCAUCCUUGUUUGUGAAUGACUGAGCAUUUCAUAGACGCUGCUUUUAUACCCACUCAUGGCAUCCACCUGUUCCCAAUUAGCCUGUUCACCUGUGUGAUGUUCCAAAUAAGUGUUUGAUGAGCAUUCCUCAACUUCCUCAGUAUUUUUUGCCACUUGUGCCAGCUUUUUUGAAACAUGUUGCAGGCAUCAAAUUCCAACUGAAGUAAUAUUUAUAAAAAAUUAAGUUUUCCAGUUCGAACGUUGAAUAUCUUGUCUUGGCAGUCCAUUCAGUUGAAUAUAAGUUGAAAAGGAUGUGUAAAUCAUUGUAUUGUUUUUAUUUACGAUUUACACGUGCCAACUUCACUGGUUUUGGGUUUUGCAUAAAAGUCAUGGGUGAAGUGCUCUGGUGUGUUGGGAGUCGAUACUUGGAGCAAAACUUGUUUUUGUGUUUGAAAGAUUUUGCGUCAAUCCACUGUAAAGGAAUCAUUUGACUGGAGAUGAAUAUGAAUAAACUUAUAGGCUCAUUUUUAUUGAUUAGUGUCACAAAAUGUAAAGUAAUGCUUCUUGUAGUUAACAAGUAACUAUUCAUAAAGCAGCAGAAAUAUGUCAGUUGUAGCUUGUAAGGGUUGAGGAGAAAAAUCAUAAUUAUACAGAUAACAUUUGUAUAUAUUUACUAAUAGCAAAAAUAAUACACAUUAAAAUACAAUUAUGUUGUAUGCUCUCCAGGGUCAAUUUUCAUAUAUCUUGGAAAGAGCACCAUCAUUUUCUAUACUUUAAUUAGCAUCCAGUAGUUCAGAUUGCCUGACAAAAGGUUAAAAUUUAAUUCGAAAAACUAUAAAAUCAAAUCAAAAUGAUUGUUAAAUAUAAUUCAAGUAAUGAGUGCCCAACAAAAGUAAAUUAGGAUGGAUAAAACAAUAUUAAAUACAAUCCAAAAUGUUUUGUUUUUCCAAACAAAUGCUUCAAUUAAAAAUAAAU
This is a messenger RNA of Nerophis lumbriciformis (worm pipefish), 2904 nucleotides long. It is a transcript of the gene rnf41l, whose product is annotated as ring finger protein 41, like. Gene Ontology annotation, cellular component: plasma membrane signaling receptor complex. Gene Ontology annotation, biological process: regulation of canonical NF-kappaB signal transduction. The record is from RefSeq and is a predicted model, not a curated record. Gene Ontology annotation, molecular function: zinc ion binding. Lineage: Eukaryota; Metazoa; Chordata; Actinopteri; Syngnathiformes; Syngnathidae.